Messenger RNA from Funneliformis geosporum, 194 nucleotides. The record is from the annotation of a GenBank genome assembly. Lineage: Eukaryota; Fungi; Glomeromycota; Glomeromycetes; Glomerales; Glomeraceae.
AAGAUAUUCUUCAUUUAUCAAAUAUUGUUGAGGAAAUAGGUAAUAGUAAUUGUAAAAUCACUGAAGAGAUGUGUACAGGUUAUGUAGAACAAAAAAAUUCACUUUAUUAUUCUUUACCAAAUGCUCAAAAUUUAUUAGCAAGUAUGUUAGGACUUAUUGCUGAAGUAAAAAUGAAAGUUAUAGAAGAUUUAUGA